CAUCCAAAUAGUGCCUCACCAGUUUUGGCGGAAAAAGAAAGAUUCUUGCGGAAGGUGAUGGUUGUGGUGGUGGUGGUAGGUGAAGUGAGAAGUGAAGAACAGUCUUCUCUUAUGACGCUGCGACCUACCAACUAACUUGGAAGCCCGUCCACCAUAUACCUUUCUGCCAUUAAAGCUUCCAUUCCUUGUUUUGUCAGCAGCAGGAAGGCUCCUCGGCCACUCUCUCUCACUCUCCCUCUUCGUUCAGAUCAUCACAGGUGCCGUCUACUUAUUUUCCUCUGUCUUGUUUCGCUUUGAUCACCCUCAAAUGGCAAAAGAAGGGAUGACCCAGGGCGAGGAGGUUGUUCUUGCGGAAGAAAUUGAUCAUGUUAGGGUGAUCACCUUAAACCAGCCCCGCAAAUUGAAUGUCAUUUCAUCUAGAGUGGUUUAUCUGCUGGCUGAAUACUUAGAGAGAUGGGAGAAAGAUGAUAAGGCACAACUUGUGAUCAUCAAGGGGGCUGGUCGAGCUUUCUCUGCUGGUGGAGACUUGAAAAUGUUCUACGAUGGCAAAAAAUCAAAGGAUUCCUGCCUGGAAGUUGUCUAUAGAAUGUACUGGCUUUGUUAUCACAUCCAUACCUACAAGAAAGUCCAGGUCACUCUUGUCAAUGGAAUAUCAAUGGGUGGAGGGGCAUCUUUAAUGGUUCCAAUGAAGUUUUCAGUCGUCACAGAAAAGACGGUUUUUGCAACUCCAGAAGCGAGCAUCGGGUUUCAUACUGAUUGCGGUUUCUCCUACAUGCUUUCCCAUCUGCCUGGAUGGCUGGGGGAAUACUUGGCUUUAACUGGUGCGAGGCUGAAUGGCAAAGAAUUGGUGGCAGCUGGGCUAGCAACUCACUUUGUCUCUUCUGAGAAACUUCCUGAGCUGGAGAAGCAUCUGAUGAGUUUGAAAUCAGGGGAAGAGAAUGCUGUCAGGUCUGCAAUCGACGAAUUUGCAGUAGAAGUUCAGCUUGAUGAAGAGAGUGUCCUGAACAAGAGGGCAGUAAUUGACGAGUGCUUUUCAAAGGAUACUGUUCCAGAUAUCAUAAAAUCAUUGGAAUGCGAGGCAAGCAAAGAUGGAAAUGGGUGGAUAGGACCAGUGCUCAAGGGGCUAAAGAGAUCAUCCCCUACAGGACUGAAAAUGACCCUAAGAUCGAUCCGCGAAGGCCGCAACCAAAAACUUUCUGAAUGUUUGAGAAAGGAAUUUAGACUAACAAUGAACGCUCUACGAAUGGUGAUAUCUGAAGAUGUAUAUGAGGGAAUCAGAGCUGUUACUAUCGACAAGGACAAUUCUCCCAAGUGGGAUCCACCGACUCUUGAUAAAGUGGAAGACCACAAAAUUGAUCUCGUGUUCCAGCCAUUCCAAGAGGAUCUUGAGCUCCAGAUCCCAGAAAAGGAAGAAUGCAGGUGGUCCGGGAAAUUUGAGAGCUCACCGUAUCCAGCUAUGCAAACGACGAACAGGACAAGUUGAAAUUUCACAGUUUCUAUGGCUGGUGAUCUCACGCGACAUGUUUCCCUCACGAUGAUGGAGUGAACUGUGAUGUUGUUCAGGGGUUGCUGGAGAAAGCAAACGAAGAGUGCCCGGUAUGAAUGCGCUAUGGCAAGGCAUUUCUAUCGGCUAGGAUUGGUGUACUGAUCAGAACUUCCCUUGCUGUUUAAGUUGCGUAGCAAGAGUAUGAGUUGUAAUAGAACCUAAACUCCGAAAUUCUAAUAAUGGUACAACUAUCGCUGGCAGGUUAGCUCAA
Rhodamnia argentea is the source of this 1757-nucleotide messenger RNA. Its product is annotated as 3-hydroxyisobutyryl-CoA hydrolase-like protein 5. Lineage: Eukaryota; Viridiplantae; Streptophyta; Magnoliopsida; Myrtales; Myrtaceae. Gene Ontology annotation, biological process: L-valine catabolic process. The record is from RefSeq and is a predicted model, not a curated record. Gene Ontology annotation, molecular function: 3-hydroxyisobutyryl-CoA hydrolase activity. The transcript has 16 exons. The coding region runs from base 308 to 1483 and encodes 391 amino acids.